Molecule: messenger RNA, 5749 nt
Organism: Castor canadensis (American beaver)
Lineage: Eukaryota; Metazoa; Chordata; Mammalia; Rodentia; Castoridae
Gene: Bnip2
Product: BCL2 interacting protein 2
Biological process (GO): apoptotic process
Cellular component (GO): cytoplasm
Source: RefSeq, a predicted model, not a curated record
ACGUAACGCCUACGCUUCCGCCCGCUGCGGCGCCUGGAGCAGGUCGGGGGUGGUCACUUCCGCCGGAGUAGCUCACUGCGUCCGGGUCAGCCACUGCCGCUGUUCUUUGCAGUUGCAGCCAGGGGAACUGGGCUGGGGUCUCCACCGUUGACCGAGGGGAGCGGGCUCCGCUCGGCGCCACCUUCUGCGACCUGGCCGUCAGCCCCACAUCGCCGGCCUGGAGGGGCGAAGAGGACGAGGGGGCCAAGGCUUCCUCCGGGGACAUUGGCUCCCUGGAUUAUCAGGAGUUGGAAGUUGACAUCGAAUCCAGGUUGAGGAUGGAAGGUGUGGAGCUGAAAGAGGAAUGGCAAGAUGAAGAUUUUCCCAUCCCUUUACCAGAAGAUGAUAGUAUUGAAGCAGAUAUACUAACUGGACCAGAGAACCAGCCUGACCUAGUAGAAGUUAAUGGAAAUAAAGUGCGAAAGAAACUAAUAGCUCCAGACAUUAGCUUGACACUGGAUCCUAGUGAUGGCUCUGUGCUGUCAGAUGACUUGGAUGAAAGUGGGGAGAUUGACUUAGAUGGCUUAGACACCCCAUCAGAAAACAGUAAUGAGUUUGAAUGGGAAGAUGAUCUACCAAAACCCAAAACUACUGAAGUAAUUAGGAAAGACUCAAUUACUGAAUACACAGCAGCAGAAGAAAAAGAAGAUGGACGACGCUGGAGGAUGUUCAGAAUUGGAGAACAAGACCACAGGGUUGAUAUGAAGGCAAUUGAACCCUAUAAAAAAGUUAUCAGCCAUGGAGGAUAUUAUGGAGAUGGAUUAAAUGCUAUUGUUGUGUUUGCUGUCUGUUUUAUGCCUGAAAGUGGUCAGCCUAACUAUAGAUACCUAAUGGACAAUCUCUUUAAAUAUGUUAUAGGCACUUUGGAACUGUUAGUAGCAGAAAAUUACAUGAUAGUUUAUUUAAAUGGUGCAACAACUCGAAGAAAGAUGCCCAGUCUGGGAUGGCUCAGGAAAUGCUACCAGCAAAUUGAUAGAAGGUUACGGAAAAACCUAAAAUCUCUAAUCAUUGUACAUCCCUCUUGGUUUAUCAGGACUCUUUUGGCUGUUACAAGACCAUUUAUUAGCUCAAAAUUCAGCCAAAAAAUUAGAUACGUCUUUAAUUUGGCAGAACUAGCGGAACUUGUUCCCAUGGAAUAUGUUGGCAUACCAGAAUGCAUAAAACAGUAUGAAGAAGAAAAGUUUAAAAAGAAACAAAAAAGAGUUGAUCAAGAGCUUAAUGGAAAACAAGAUGAACCGAAAAGUGAACAGUAAGUUUGGCUUCUAGUCCAAACAAAAGUGAGGAAUGUGCUGGUGAAACAGUACUGUUUAUUGCAUUUAUAAUGCAUUUAUUGGCUUGUGUUUUACAUAAUCUGUUAAAAAAUUGACUUGACUUUUUCUUGAUGGACUUUUUGUACAAGGAACUGUUCACCACAGUAUUGUUUGCAAAUCUCUUGAAUUUAGCUCUUUAAUGGCUAUAGUGUAAUCAUUUUGUAUUUUAUAUUGCUAAAUAGCAGAGAACUACACUUUAUAUAAGGCAAUUUUGCAUUUGUUUAUUGAAUGAUGGAUCCAUCUUCAGUAAAAUAUUUAUAUGCAUAAAUGGCAAAGGAAAGAAAUAAUAUAUUUUUUAUGUUUUUGAGCAAUAUUUUUUAAUGUAUACCUAUCUGUGGAAGAAUAUGUAGGUAAAUAAGACCAUAAUUUUGUAAAGUGCAUGUUAGAAUUUUUGUUUUUGUAAAUGGUUGAAUACAUUUCCUGGGUAACUUAGAAAAUUAAGUUGCUCUAAGGCAAGGGACAGUUAAACUGAUUCUCAUGAAUAUCCAAAGAUCAUGUUUAUAAUAUAAGUAGAUUAGUACCAUCUCAAACUUUUCUUCACUUUAAUGUAUAUUCCUUAAUUCAAAGGCACAAAUACAAGUGCAUUGCACACCUUUUCUUUUUGAAGGACAAGUCAAAAAGCCACUUUUAGAACUUUUGAGAGGCUAGAAAUUGGGGUUUGUGUGUAUGUACAUAUGGGACAUUCUGUCUUCUGGCCCAGAGUCAGAGCUGUUUAAAAAAAAAAAAUUCAUGGAUUUGUUCACCAGUGUGAAAGGAGUUGUGUGUCAGGUGUCAAUCGCAUGAGUGCAUGAGUGCUGUGUAGUAUUGCAGAGAAUGUAAUGAGUAUUCACUGCACAGCUUUCUCUAGAAAAAUGGGCUGCUUUUGAAACUGUGCUCACUUGUGAACAUUACCAAAAUGCUUAGAAUGUCAGUUAUUUGAACUCAGUAGUUAUUUGACCUAGUCACAUAUGGUGUGCUUUUGAGUUUCUAUUGAAUCAUGUGUGAUAAUACUGUAAAUUAGGUUAAUACUGAAAGUCUUAGAGCACCAUUAUAUUGUGCUGUUUGGGGUGACACAUUUGAUACAAACAUGUAAACUCCUUGUUUCAUUUGUAAGUACCUUUACAUCAAAAUAAAUGUUAUUUGUGCCUCCAAACAGACCUUAAUUAACUAUAAAGUCAUCCUAGAACAACAUAUUGGUCUACUAUUGUCAUAUGUUUGAAUUACAUAUACAUAUCUAAUGAGGUUAUAUCCUCCAUAUUUGAAGGUAUCCCUUCCUGGAAAUUCUUUUAUUGGAGUGGCCUAGAGUAGCAAAAUUGAAGCAGAUUUAUUCUCUCCUGUACUGAACACACACAUGGCUUUUACCCUUUCAUUUUUUAGUGUAAAGUUUCUGUUGUGAAAGGGAAUUUUUCUUUAGUCAUAAGCUUGAUCUGCUAACUUAAAUCCAGUUAGGGGAGAUGCUAGAGGAUUCCCUGAAUGAGGUAUCCCUUGGCAGCCUCUUAACUUGGAUCCAACAGCUAUGCAUCCUGUACUAAUGUCAUUACAGUGACAUUAAGCCAAAACCGUUAUGAAAUACUUGCCUGAAACCUGAGAAACACUUUGUGUUAAAGAAGUAACUUAACAGUAACUACCUAGGCAUUCCUUCUGAACUUAACCAUAUGAGAAUUAUGAAUGAAGAUCAUCUUGGGUUUUAUUAUGAUUAGAUAGAUACCAUACUUGUAGAACAUUUUAAGUAGUCUUUCAUCUGUAUGUCUUUAUCUUCUCAAAACGGGCUGACCUCUUUAAUAGCACAUUAAGUUCUUGACUCUUCCAUUUCAAAACUACAAAAAAUUUCAACUCUUUAUUGUGUUUAUUAACUUUUGCUUUUGCAGAUACAACUUGUUGCAAAAGGGAUGUUUUUCUAAAUUUUUUGAAAAUGCAAGUAAGCCUAUAUUGUGUCAGAACAUUAAAAUUCAGAGUGAACAGCUUGGCAGGGUGGUUCAAGCCUGGUAACCCAGCCCUCAAGAGGCUAAGGCAGGAGGAUCAUGAAUUAGAAGCCAUCCUGGGCUACAGAGUGAGACCAUGUUUUACAACUUCAGAAGGAACAGUGAUAACACUUAUUGUAAUGACAGGAACACGCUAUGAAGUACUACCUUAAGGAUACUUGCUUUAACCUAUACCUUAAUGGAAUCUGGUAUAGCGAUGUGCCCACAAUAAGUGUUUUUAUUAAGUUUAUUUUUAAUUUAUAUCUAACAAUUUCCCAUAUUAUUUGAUGUUAAUUUCCAUUACUGAUUGAGGUGAAGGUACAUUAUGUGGGGUUUUUUUGUCUGUCUGCUGGGGUCAUGGAUCUAAUUUCACUGGCUUAAUUCAAUGUUUUCUUCACCAUCUUUGCUACACUUAGGUUCUGAAUACCCCCUUUUUAUUCCUGUUUGUUUUAUAAAAUAAUUUGAUUCCAUGUUCUACUUGAUCAUGUUCCUAAACCAGCACCAAUGAAAGUCAUGAUAUUGACGCUACAUUUACACAUAAUAGUCUUGAACUCAAAGGAGUGAAGGGGAAUAUGAAGAAAUACGAUUCUAAGUAGAGUUUAGUUAGCACAGUUGAAAGAUAAAGGGAAAAAAACCUUUACAAAGAGAUUAAAAACUUAGCUGUUACCUAAGAUGCCCACUAAAUGUGUCCCUCUUAAGGAAGUACUCUAUUGGCAGUUGUUGGUACCAUUAUUUGUAUCCAACAGGAAAGUCCAUAGCUACAUCCAGUAUGUGAAUAAAGAGAACAUGGAUUGAAGGAGGAAAAGCUGACUGUUUUUGUGGUGAGAAUCCACACUUUCCUCUGUCUCCGUUACAGAAGCAGGUUUGAACACAGUGGAUUAGCAACUAUAGGGCUCAAAUUAAAGUUUGUUACUUCCUUUUUCACAGUUUGUAAACAGUAAUGUAGGCUUUCAGAAUAGAUACCACUAUGUAGUGACUGCACUGAAUACUGAAAUCUGCUGGACAAGUAAAUAUCUGUACCUAGAAUUUCUUCACAGCUCUAGAGUUUUAAAAAGUAAGGAGGCUGCUUUUGGGUAGAUUUCCUUCAUAUAUCACAUUACUGUUUGGAUGUUUAUGUGAGUGCUCAGGGAAUUUGGAUAAGUGAUUUAAUGCAGAAGUGGCUUGUUAGGUUUCUCUAGUUAAUAAUAAUUAGUAUUAGGAUAUAUCUGGCAGAAAAGGCCAGUUUCUUGAUCUGUUUGGUAAGACUAUAUAUGUAAGCCUUCUUUUUCCUGUGUGGUCAGUAGAAAAUUGUCAACAUAGUUUGAUCAGAUGGAAGGCAAAAAGAGGCUGACAGGUAGAGAUGGCUACCCCAUUGUAUUUUGUUUUCAUGCUUGUUUUUUCCCCAUCCUAUAUGGAUAUUUAAGAAGUGGGUCACAAGCAAAUCUUAGGAGGAUGGAGUAAAUAAGAGGAAUUAAUGUACUUAUAAGUUAGGCCUUUUGGUGUUGAAGAGUUCAUCUUGUCAUAGGGAAUGAAAACUGUGUAGUUUAAGUUACAAGUAGAGGCAAGAACUUAGAUUGCAUGGGAUAGUAAACUGAGGAGGGAAGAGGGGUAGAGUCUAUGUAAUUUUCUAAGCUAGUACAAAAGAAUUGCCUGGGGAAGCCCUUUCUUCACUGUCCUCAAGAAGGAAUUUGAAAACAUCCCCAAGGAGGCUCAGUAAUGUAACUUUCCUUUAAAGUUCUGAAUGGUAAUUGAAAUAAAGUAUAUUGAAAAGGAAGGACUGACACUAACAUUUGAAUAGAACAGUUGGUUGCAACUAUAUAUAAUAGAGGUAAUUUCUUUCAUUUUGAGAACUAAGUUUUAAAAUGCUAGGAAAAACUCAUACACAGCACUUAACAAAUCAAGCACCAAUUGAAAAUCAAGAGUUCAGUGCAUUCAAACUAAGCUGUUUGCUUCAAAUAGCUCUCUGAUUCUUACAAGACUUCUUCUAAGAGGUUAAGACAUUUGUAUUUGAAUUUUCGUGCAUUUUCACAUUCAGUUUGACAAAGAAAGAACUUGAAAAAUACCAGCUACUUGCACUGCACCUGCUGUAUGUGGACUUUAACAGUUGCUUAAUUUUUAUUUACAUAAAUCUAGCUAGUAGGUGGUGUUCAGGGCCACUGACUUGCACAACCCUUAGAACACUUCACAUAGAACACAAUUCAGAAUUUCUUAGACACUAGUGCACUUUCAUAUAUGUUUCUUUCAAAAAUAUUUUCAUUACCACAGUACAUAUAAUGUCAUUUGGGCAAAAUUAACUUACUGUGACCUUUUUAUUACUAUUAGGAUGAUGUUAUAUAGUUCUGAUGUCUCUGUUCAAGGUGGUGUUGUCCCUGUAAGAAAUACUAGGGUUGGUCAUGAUUUACUAAACAAAUGUAAUAUUUUCUUUUCCUUUGACUUGUUAGGAACACAAUAACUUAUGUCCUGUUGUGCACAUCAUUUUUU